Messenger RNA from Nilaparvata lugens (brown planthopper), 834 nucleotides. RefSeq lists its product as uncharacterized. Gene Ontology annotation, molecular function: odorant binding. The record is from RefSeq and is a predicted model, not a curated record. The coding region runs from base 225 to 719 and encodes 164 amino acids. Lineage: Eukaryota; Metazoa; Arthropoda; Insecta; Hemiptera; Delphacidae. The transcript is spliced from 7 exons.
AUGAUUAUGAUAAAAUCUGAAAGUAAUCUGAAUCAUUUGAAGCUGGUAAUAUUUCUCUGGAUGCAAGCAUGAUUUGUAAUAUUUGCUUUAGAGCUUAGAGCAGCCCAUUCAAAUCGUUUGUUAGAAAAAAUCAUCCUCAACCUAUUCAGUACAGAAUUUUCAUUUCAUUGUAUACAGCCGGUGUAACAGUUGAACGAUUUUAAUCUACCUUAGUUGUGAACAAAAUGGAGAGAACGAGUGUAUUAAUUGUUUUCACUUUCAUUCCAUUUUUAUCUUCAGUUCUGGGAGCUAAUUUUUUGAUGAUGCAACAAUCAAUGCAAGGAACCCAAAUGCCCAUGAUUCAAUCAAUAGCUAGCGAGCUGAAGUUUUGCAUGGAUGUAAACGCUGAGCAGAAUAGCGAUGGACUUAACGACUACCUUCCACUGCUGUUUAAUGAAGAGUUGCCAUCUACCCUCGGUCAAAAGUGUUUCCUGACCUGUCUGUUCAACCGAUUUGGUUUGUUGAAAGAUGGAUUCCUCGACACGAAAACCGCAAAAAAUUUGGUGGAAACAUUUUAUGCAGACAAACAUGACGAAAAAACAAUGGCGAAUAUAGCUAUAAAUGUUUGCCACGUGGCAGCUGUGCCAGACGCUAUGAAUCCUUGUGAAAUCGGCUUCUCACUGAAGAGUUGUUUUGUGGAUAGCAAUAAGAAGGGCAAAGAAUUAAGAGGAAAGAACUGAAUCUUGGAUUUUGUCUAAGCACACAAGUUUGAAAUCAUUGAAAAAUGUUAAGACAUUGGAAGCAGUGAUGUUAUUUCUCAACUUAAUGGAAUAAAAUGAUUGUUCUCCAUACAAU